UGUACAUCAAAACUGCAGUUUUCAGCUCUGUCAAGAGGAGUGCACAUGUCUACAACGAGCAUUAAAAUUUUCUUCGGAACACCGUCAUAUGCAGGACAGCCAUGAACUCCACUACAGAUAAUAUGGAAGGACUUCAGGCUCAGUUCUUUGGCUGGCUCGACUUUACACUGUUUGUACUCAUGCUGGUAUUGUCGACAAUGAUUGGAAUAUACUUUGGCUUUUGGGGCAAAAAGGAAGAUACACCCAAGGAGUACCUGCAUGGAGGCAAAACGAUGAGCACAAUUCCGGUAGCGGUGUCCCUCGUGGCCAGCUUCUUGUCGGGCAUUAUGCUGAUGGGGGCUCCAACAGAGGUCUACCUGUACGGAACUCUGUACUGGUUGGUGUGUGUGGCCGUAGUGUUCGUCGCGGUUGCCAUGAAUUACAUCUAUUUACCAGUAUUCUACGAGCUGCAGCUCACCUCAACUUACGAGUAUCUACAGCUACGCUUCAGCCGAAGUGUUCGUGUAAUAGCAUCAGUGUUGAGCACAGUUGGGUUACUCCUAUAUAUUCCCAUAGUUGUGUAUGUACCAGCUCUGGCCUUCAGCCAAGUGAGCGGAAUGAACGUACACAUUAUCACUCCGGCCAUCUCCAUUCUCUGCAUCAUCUACACUAUGUUGGGCGGAAUAAAGGCUGUGGUGUGGACCGACUUUCUGCAGGGGUUUGUGAUGGUGGUGGCCAGCUUAGUGGUCAUCGUCCUAGGAGUCAUAGAAGUGGGCGGCAUGGGUACAGUUUGGGACAGGAGUGUAAAUGGAGGAAGAAUUCGCAUAUUCGAGAUGAGUCUGUCCCCUUUCGAAAGGCUGUCGUUCUGGAAUGUUUUGGUGGGCAACACAUUCAACUGGAUCGGGGCAAUUGCUGUAAAUCAGGCCAUGGUUCAGAAAUUCUUAUCCCUGCCUACAUACAAAAAGGCACAAAUAUCACUAAUCCUGCUUGCCGUCGAGCUAAUUGUAAUCACGACUAUCAGCUGUUAUACCGGGCUUCUGAUAUUCGCCAGUUAUCAUGACUGCGAUCCAAUUACUGCUAAGACUGUCUCCAGACCGGACCAACUGUUGCCAUAUUAUGUGAUGGAUAUAGCUGCCUCGAUACCAGGCCUGCCAGGUCUCUUCGUGGCGGGCAUCUUCAGUGCAGCCUUAAGCACUAUGUCCAGCAGUCUCAACGCACUGGGUGCAACUCUGUUCGAGGACUUCAUUCGUCCUUGUUUAAGAAAUAAAAGUUCGGACAAGACGAUCAACAACAUAAUAAAAUGCGUAGUUGUCAUAAUUGGCGCUCUGUGUGUCCUCAUUGUGUUUGUCGUCGAUAAACUGGGCGCUGUUUUACAGCUGACACUGCGUGCGGCGGGGGUUACAAGUGGCGCCAUGGUGGGACUAUUCACUUUUGGAAUGUUCUACCCGCGAGGAAAUUCAAAAGGUGCUCUAGCCGGAAGCAUUAGCAGUUUGCUCCUCAUGGGGUGGGUAGUGUUCGGAACACAGAAGGCGACGUCUGACGGUAGGAUCAAGCUACCAGCACUGCCAGUCUCUGUGAAAGGAUGUGCCCUUAAUGUCACGUUGCCUGAACUGCAAACGAAUGAUGCUUCAGACGACGAUGUCUUCGUGUUGUAUCGCGUCUCCUUUAUGUACUACACGUUGAUGGGGAUUAUCGUUGUGUUUGUUGUGGGAAGUGUCGUCAGCCUACUGACAGAACCGCCGGAUCGCCGAAAUACGGACCCUGCACUCUUCGCCCCAUUCAUGAGGAAGUACGUCAAGGAAAUGAACACUAAAAGAUACGGCACUACAGAACCGGCUGAAGAAGAAUUAAUGAAUAAGACUUUAUGACAUGUCAAACAUUUUGUUAUUUUUACUUUUGUUCGCUGAUUGUGUACCGUGUAUUUCCAUAAACUGAAAUGAUUUUGAGUAAUUUUUAAAAUCGGAUAUUUUUUGUUUGUUUGCGCCUCUUUUUCAAGUAAAGUUGUAUGGCGUGUCUCAUUAUUAUCGCGGGUCCUUGUUAUGAAAUAUUGUUUAUUCUUCGGACGAAUAAAAUA
Molecule: messenger RNA, 2053 nt
Organism: Cryptotermes secundus
Lineage: Eukaryota; Metazoa; Arthropoda; Insecta; Blattodea; Kalotermitidae
Product: sodium-coupled monocarboxylate transporter 2
Exons: 13
Coding region: 102-1847 (581 amino acids)
Biological process (GO): transmembrane transport; sodium ion transport
Cellular component (GO): membrane
Molecular function (GO): symporter activity
Source: RefSeq, a predicted model, not a curated record